Messenger RNA from Chiloscyllium plagiosum (whitespotted bambooshark), 2932 nucleotides. The record is from RefSeq and is a predicted model, not a curated record. Lineage: Eukaryota; Metazoa; Chordata; Chondrichthyes; Orectolobiformes; Hemiscylliidae.
UCCUGUUAACUUCCUCUCAAAUGUGGACACUGGCUGUUGCUUUUCCAGCAUCAACGUGUGAACAACAAGCACCCACAAGCAGCAAUGUGACCAGAGAAUCUGUUUCUUCAUGGUGUUAAUUGAUGAAUUCACCAGGACACCAAAAGGAUUGCACCAUACUACACCAGAGAAUACAGAGAGGAUAGACAUCGCAGAAAGAUCCUGACCAUCACUCAAGGAACAACAACACAACUGUGGGAGGACAUCCAGUCCCUUUGCAGCAUUGCUCAACACGGAGAAGGUUAGGCAGUGAAAACAUCAUCUGGAAAUCAGUCUGGUCAGGGGAGCUUUGACAUCUCACCAGUUCUGAAACUGAUCAGUGGUGUGGAGCCUUCCAUCAGAACCAAUCUUUCUGAAGGUUCGGCAGUGGGUGAUCGGUCAGGGUGAGGCUGGGAAGACGUGUGAGUGGCUCCAAGUGUGGUGAGAGUUUCAAUCAUUCAUCAAGCCUCAUGAACCACUGACUCAUUUCUAUAGGAGAGCGACUGUUCAAGUGUGAAGUGUGUGAGGAGGGCUCUACAGCUAUUCACAUUCUCCUCACAUUUGGUGCAUUUGUGAAAAAUACUGUCAACACGACUGGCACAUGGAAGAGAAACCAUUCAAGUGUCAAAUUUGUGAUAAAACUUUUGUGAAACUGUACACCCUUCAAAUACACCAGAGAGUUCACACUGGAGAAAAAUCCUUCAAGUGUGAAGUCUGUGACCGAGCCUUUGCACACUCAUCAACACUAGUAAAUCACCGACGUAUUCACACAGGGGAGAAGCCGUUCAAGUGUGACGUGUGCAAUAAAUCCUUUUCUAAGUCAUGGAGCCUUCUCAUGCAUCAACCCAUUCACACAGGAGAGAAGCCAUUUACGUGUGAGGUAUGUGACAAAGCCUUCUCCAAGUCAUCAGCUCUCCGUCUACACCAACGUACUCACACAGGGGAGAAACCAUUCACAUGCACGAUAUGUGACAAGUCAUUCUCACAGUUGCCAAACCUCCACACACACCAACGCAGUCACACAGGAGAGAAACCAUUCAUCUGUGAGGUGUGUGACAAAUCAUUCUCUCAGUCUUCACACCUCCGUGUACACCAACGCAUUCACACUGGUGAGAAACCAUUCACGUGUGCUGUGUGCAACCAGUCUUUUUCACGGUCAUCGACCCUGCUUGACCAUCAACGCAGUCACACAGGAGAGAAACCAUACACGUGUGGAUUGUGUAACAAAUCAUUCUCACGGCCAACACACCUCCUUGAACACCAAUACAUUCACACAGGGGAGAAACCUUACACAUGUGAGGUGUGUGACAAAUCGUUCUCGGAUUCAUCGACUCUCCGUACCCACCGACGAAUUCACACAGGCGAGAAACCAUUCACCUGUGAGGUGUGCAACAAAUCAUUUUCUGAGUUAUCAAAACUCAGGAGACACCAGAGGAUUCACACAGGUGAGAAACCAUUCAGGUGUGAGGUUUGUGAGAAGGCCUUCACCCAAUCCUCCACUUUCCAGAGGCACCAGAGGAUUCACACUGGGGAGAAACGCUUCCAAUGUGAGGUUUGUAACAAAGCUUUCACACGCUUAUCAAACCUAAUCAUCCAUCAGAAGAUCCAUAAUGGAGAGAAAGUCUUGGAGUGUGAAGUUUCAGCAAAGCUUUCGUGACAUGUCACAGCCUUUUGUUUUACUGGAGAAUUCACGGGGGAGAACUCAUUUAAGGGCUUUAAUUUGUGAGAAGGUUUUAAUUCACUCCUUCAAUCUCCUGAUAGGCCAGCACAUUUACGCAGAGGAGAAACCAUGAACAUGUUUGACAAAUGGGUGACAAAUCAUUCUUGAAUUUAAUGCAUGCUCCAUUAUAUUGACACAAGGGAGCAACUGGUCAGUGUGAGACAAAGCCCUUCACCAGGUAAAGGAGCCUCCUACACUAACAAACAAUUGAGACUGGAGAGACUCUUCCACUGGAGAGUGUGUCCGGAUUUUCCCUUCUAUGAACAAGAGGAAAAUACCUCAAUAGUUUAUGUGGCAAAGUUUAUCUUCCUUUUUGAAAAUAUUUAUGAUUAUCACAUUCACAAAGUCAGGCAAAGUUAAUUUGCUUCCCAAAUCUGCAUGAUAAGUCUAAAUUUUGCAAAAGCCUUCCAGUUUUGAAGGCCUGAGCAUUUAGACCACUGGGGCCACAGGUUUUGUUGUUUCUCAUCUUUUUAUUUGCUUGUUGCUGCUGUCUCAUUGGUGACUCACCCAAGGAUUCUACCACAGGGCACUAGGGGAUUGACUGGAGAGUUUCAGUUGUCCUGUGAAUUUAUAGUUGAGAAUUUGUUCAAAAUGCUGUCCAUAAUUUCGUAAAAAAAAAGAACCACCAUCCGGGAUUUUGAACAUUUGACCUUAGUCAGGACCUUGGCCCUGGUAACUUGAAAACCUUCAUAUAAUGAUGAUGAUGAUCAGCAUAGUAUUAGAUCUCAUGGGCUGCCUUCUUGAGUUGUGACCUUGGGUUAGUUUGCCCACCUCUGACAUGAUCUUUGUUGCCAGACAAAUCCAAGAAGGAUAUUGAGAACAGCAACAGAAAUUCUUCAUUAUAUAUCUCAUUGUGAACAAAGCACUUGACAGAGUAAAUCAAGGGGCUCUGUGGAUUGUAGUCCGUUGAUUUUGAAGUCCAAGGAACUUCAACACAAUCCUGCAAGCUUCAUGGUGAUAUGAUUGUCUUGAAUGGGAGAUCUGAAACAAAACCUGCAAAAUCCAGACCUAUGUCAAACAUGGUUGUGUGAUAGCCCCCACUCUAUUUAUAGUCAACCUGACAGUGACCAUUACCUCCUCAAAGAUCAAUUGCCCUCUGGUCAGUUUUAACUAUCAUCUUCAAAGUCUGUGAGAAGACACGGAAUGAGGACAUGCCGCAACCCAAAGGACUAGCCACACUACCAUACAUCAAGA